AAGCUAAAGAGAAAGGACUAUAUAAUAGCUAAUAACUACCGGCUAAUUUUACUAUUGCUAAUACUGGGUAAGGCGCUUAAGUUAUUAGUAGCCGAAAGAAUAGUAUACCUAGUAGAGGAAUACAACCUUUUUCUAAAAAUAUACUUUAGUAUAUAG
Mytilinidion resinicola is the source of this 156-nucleotide messenger RNA. RefSeq lists its product as uncharacterized. Lineage: Eukaryota; Fungi; Ascomycota; Dothideomycetes; Mytilinidiales; Mytilinidiaceae. The record is from RefSeq and is a predicted model, not a curated record. The annotation marks the transcript as partial. The transcript has a single exon.